Molecule: messenger RNA, 2769 nt
Organism: Chaetomium strumarium
Lineage: Eukaryota; Fungi; Ascomycota; Sordariomycetes; Sordariales; Chaetomiaceae
Product: glycoside hydrolase/deacetylase
Exons: 3
Coding region: 370-2769 (799 amino acids)
Biological process (GO): carbohydrate metabolic process
Molecular function (GO): hydrolase activity, acting on carbon-nitrogen (but not peptide) bonds
Source: RefSeq, a predicted model, not a curated record
GCCGUUACUAAAUUACUUCCUGCAAGGCACUGGUGGCGGCUGGCGUAAGCCACAUCAACCGAUCCCAUUCCAACAUGCCAUGCCACUCUAGGUCGAUGAGCAACAGAGACAGAUUACUACCAUUCGCUUCUCCCGUCCCGACGAGUCAUGAUGAUGGGCCCUCUCCUAUAAGCUGUCCUCGACUUCUCAGGGCUACCAGUGCUACCAUGAUAGCACGCUCGUAUAAGCGUCUAGCCGGGCAUAGAGUUGCCGGUAUGAGCUCCGCGAUUCCCCAGGGGAUACAUAUACUACCCUAUAGGUAUGUAGGCCCGUAGGGUAGGCAACCGAUCUGACCUGCAUCCUCUCGUCGCAAGACGGUUGUUGUCCACCAUGCUGCUUGACCGCCGCACCAUAGCCGGUCUGGCUGGCGGUCUCUUGGCCGCCGCUAGAGCCAACGCUGCUUGCACGUCCAACCUUGUGAUCGACAACUUCACCAAGUGGACAUCUGGCGUCAACAACCUGGAUUGGCAAAAUGGGGAUGACGGGACCAUGACCGCCAUUGCCGCCUCGGCGGGCCAAGUUGUCUUCAUCCCCAAGGACGACGGCUCUUACUUUUACGAGUCGUUCGAGUGUCAGCAAGCCGUUACCAACGGCUACGGGGCCAUUCAGUUCACGGUUCAGGGUCCCGCUGGCGGUUCCUUCGCUCUCGACCUGCAGAGCACGGGGAGCUGCAGCGACAGCAGCGGAAGCUACAAUAGCUCGUACAACAUCGUAAAUAACCUGACCGGCCAACUACAGACUAUUACUCUACCGCUGGAGGGCUUCGACAACGAGCCGAAUUACGAUGCCAUCGUCGGCCUGGUUUGGGAAUCCUUUUCCCAGACCGGAGUGCAAUGGUCGGUCGGCAAUAUCACCCUCAUCUGUGGGACCGUGUCCCCCCCUUCGCAAACAAGCGUUGUCACGACGAGGUCUACCAUCCCACCCACAACAACGCCGACGAGAUCUACCACCAUUCGACGAACCACCUCAACCAGAACUACGGCUCCUCCGGUCACGACAUCGCGGCCCGCAACAUGCUCGAAUCUGUUGAUCGACGACUGGGAGUCUCAGUCGCGCCUGACCUUCCUCGGCUACAACGCGAUGAACCAGCCGUCGAGCGAUGACGGGACGAUGGCGUCCAUCAUCGUCAGCGACCACAGGCUGAUGCUCCGGCCGAGGGACACGGACUCGUAUUUCUACAGCCAGUUCGGCUGUCUCAAUGCCAAGGACCAGUACGGCGGCAUCUCGAUGCGCAUCCGGGCGGCACGGGGCACGAGCUUCGCGGUCACCAUGGCGUACCGCACGAGUUGCGGCGCCACGAACGUCAAAUCCAUCACGCUGACGACGGCGCAGCUCAAGUGGAAUUUCGACGGCAGCGAGAGACUCUACUGGUUCCCCUUCUCCGCGUUCACCGGCCUCGACGCGACCAAGCUGAACAUGAUCUACUUCUCCGACUUCACUGCCGCCGCCGUGUUUGGGCCGAUGUCCUUCUACUGCGGCUCGACCGCGUCCGACUACGUCAUCCCGCCCUCCCCGACAUCGCCGCCAGUCACGCGCUCCACCACGGUUGCGCCGGCGCCGGACGCCAAGGGGUUUGUGAUUGACGACUUCGCCAACAAGGACACGAACGCGCUGGGGCAGUGGCACGGCGCGGACGAGGACGGCAUGACGAUCAGCUUCGGCAACAGGGCCAUGACCAUCAGCACCAACAGCUCGGACCUGGGCUGGAACACGCAGCUGACCGACACGUGCACCGACCUGCGCAGCUAUGCCGGGGCCUACCUCCACAUCGCCUACUCCGGCAGCAACAAGUUCAGCGUGGCGCUGCAGCAGCACAACGCCAAGUGCGACGCGAGCAUCAAGCCGUACCCGGAGACGUGGGACAGCCUCGAGGCGGCGCGCUACGGCACGGCCAGCGACAUCUACAUGCCGCUCAACCACUUCAACGUCAACCUCACGCGCGUCAUCGGCUUCGCCCUCAAGGGCUUCUACAGCACGUCGCCCACGACCGUGUCCAAGAUCGAGAUCGUCGACGCCCUCCCGGCCGGGUGGAAGCAGCAGGUGCCGCCGAAGCUGGCGUCGGGCCGCCUGGUGUUCGCGUGCACGCGGCCCAACUCGUUCGCCUUCGCCAUCGACGACGGCGACCCGCAGUACGCGAAGCGCGUCAUGGAGAUCAUCAAGCAGGCCGACAUCCCCGUGACCUUCUUCACCGUCGGCCUGCCGCUGCUCGACCCGUCCACCGGCCUGGCCGACAUCUACAAGGAGAUGAAGGCGCGCGGCCACCAGAUCGCCCUGCACUCGUACACCCACCCGCCCAUGGAAGGCCUGCCCGACACGGCGUCCAUCGACUGGGAGUACAACAACGACAUCGGCGCCGUGCGCCAGGUCUUCGGCGGCGGCGGCGGCGACUCGGACGUGCGGCUCAACUACUUCCGCCCGCCCUUCGGCACCGAGGGCGCGCGCAUGCGGCAGCGGCUCGCCGCCAACCUGAACGAUCCCAGCCCUUACAUCGUGCAGUGGAGCGUCGACGUCGAGGACUGGCUGUGGGCCGAGUCGGACACGCCGCAGAAGCAGCUCGACGCCUUCAAGCGUGACGUGGCCGCCGGCGGCAACAUCGUCGUCAUGCACUACCUGUACAACUCGACCGUCGAGCUGCUGCCCGAGUUCAUCCGCGUGGCCAAGGCGACCGGGAAGCGGCUGAUGCGCGUGGACCAGUGCUUGGAGGAUCCGAGGGCGCCGCCUUUGACGUGA